This is a messenger RNA of Trichogramma pretiosum, 1479 nucleotides long. RefSeq names its product ankyrin-1-like. Gene Ontology annotation, cellular component: cytoplasm; nucleus. The record is from RefSeq and is a predicted model, not a curated record. The transcript is spliced from 3 exons. Lineage: Eukaryota; Metazoa; Arthropoda; Insecta; Hymenoptera; Trichogrammatidae. The coding region runs from base 1 to 1479 and encodes 492 amino acids. Gene Ontology annotation, molecular function: protein binding.
AUGGCCGAGCACGUUGAUUUAAAAACAAUAAAGAGUUUGCGAGAGGAGGUCAAUUGGGAGGUCGAGACGGAGCGACAAAUCAAUCGUCUCAUAUCGGAUUCCGCAAAAGGCCUUCUCUUCUACGAGGGCGACGGUCACGUCAAGGAAUAUCAACGAUUCAUCGUGUUCGUGUUCCGAAUCUACUACAGAUCUGGCGAUCCCGAACUCGACAGACUGCUGCUACGUGUAGUAAGCAAAAUUAACUUUUAUCGUGACCUCACGAUACCUCGAGUUCGUCGACUAAUUUUCAAAACAUACGCGAAAUUCGAUGCGAAUUACUUCGACGAGGAGACCCGUCCGGAGCAUUUCCACUUGGCCUGCAAAUUCGCCUGUCACGACCUGGUGGAGAAAUUCCUCGAGCUCGGCCAGGAUCCCAAUCACCCGCAGAGAGAAACGGGCAACUCGCCGCUACUCUCGGCUUCGUGGAUCUACGUCAACGGUGCACGAACGAUCGAGCUGCUGCUGAGAAACGGCGCCAAUCCGAAUGCAGUCAAUCGAUAUGGAUCGACGCCUCUUCACAGGUUGUGCGAAUCCCGUAGCCCCAAUCAUAUCAAGCUGAUCGAGAGGUUCUUGGUAGUCUGCGAUGAAGUCCGGCAGCGGCUGCACAUCAACGCCUGGGACAAGCGGGGUCGGGCGCCGUUGCACUUGGCUCUGGAGCACGGUCGACAGAAGGUGGUCGAAUUGCUGCUGAGACGUGGCGCCAGUCCGAAUCUAACCGACAGUGACGGAAGUACACCUCUUCACUUUAUCUGCUACCGAUAUGACGACGAUGAAUUCGCCCGGAUCUUGUUUGAGAUCUGUGAUGAAAUGCAGCUGACGGUCCAGAUCAAUGCCCGAGACAAGUGGGGUAAGACACCGUUGCAGUUGGCCGUGGCGAAUCUAUUGCCAAACACCGUCGAUGUGCUCUUGAAUCGUGGCGCAGAUAUAACCAACUGCAUUUUCUCAACUUCAAUUAAUACGGAACUGCAAAUUGGUUCAUCGUUGUUUUGGAAAAUGAGAGUAGCGUCCGGUGCUUUGGCCGUCGCCGAACAUCUCGAGGCAAGAGGAUAUCGCUUCAGCCGAAGCGACGCCCUGACGAUCAUGAAAUUCUUUGCUAAACACGAUUUGUUCGACGAGUCAUCGGAUCUUGAAAAAUCUCUGCGCCAUGAUCAGGAGUUCACAAACAACGCCAAAGAGAUGAUGAUCGUUCCGAGUCUGUCGCUCUACGAUCUGAUUCACUUGAAAUCCGAAGAGGAGGAAAAGCUACUCACGUAUACGGAUUACUUCGUGUUCGCGGGUCAAUUAUCAUCGGGAUUUUUUCGACGCUGGACCCUGGAUCCGUUUCACGAGUUGAUUCACAAACGUCUGCCUAUCGAGUGCUGCGAGAUGGUCCUGGAGAAGCUGAACAACCAAGAUUUGUGCAAUAUCUGCUUGGCGGUUGCAAGCCAAACCUCGUCAUAA